This is a messenger RNA of Microthlaspi erraticum, 288 nucleotides long. The record is from the annotation of a GenBank genome assembly. NCBI's taxonomy places the organism in Eukaryota, Viridiplantae, Streptophyta, Magnoliopsida, Brassicales, Brassicaceae.
AUGAUCAUUCCCAGCACUGGAUACAUGGAACUUGAACCUGAGCUUGAACCUGAUGGAGCUAAACAUGUGGAGCUGGAACCAGAUGGAGUUAAAGAAAUAAAGCUUGAGGUUGAGGAGAAACUUUGUGUCAUGGACAAACUUGUUGCCAACCAGGAGCUUGCAGCCAAGAAGAAGCUAGUUCUCAAGGAUACUUUGGCUGCGCCAAUGGGACUGGUUAAUCAUUCUGGAGUUAAUCUUGAGCCAAGAUGGAGAAAACAUGAUCCUGAGUUUUGGUUCAUCAUUCCUUGA